Molecule: messenger RNA, 2209 nt
Organism: Alligator sinensis (Chinese alligator)
Lineage: Eukaryota; Metazoa; Chordata; Crocodylia; Alligatoridae
Gene: ARL5C
Product: ADP ribosylation factor like GTPase 5C
Exons: 6
Coding region: 34-573 (179 amino acids)
Biological process (GO): vesicle-mediated transport; intracellular protein transport; protein localization to Golgi membrane
Cellular component (GO): cytoplasm; trans-Golgi network
Molecular function (GO): GTPase activity; GTP binding
Source: RefSeq, a predicted model, not a curated record
CGGGCGGCGGGGGCGGUUGUGCGGCGUGGCGCAAUGGGGCAGCUCCUGGCCAAGCUUAUGGGCAUUUUUGGGAACCAGGAGCACAAGGUGAUAAUUGUAGGCCUGGACAAUGCUGGGAAGACCACCAUCCUCUAUCAGUUUCUGAUGAAUGAAGUUGUGCACACAUCUCCCACCAUUGGCAGUAAUGUGGAAGAGAUCAUCCUGCGAAAGACCCACUUUCUGAUGUGGGACAUUGGGGGGCAGGAGACGCUGCGGUCCACAUGGAACACUUAUUACUCCAACACAGAGUUUGUCAUCCUGGUGAUUGACAGCACUGACCGUGAGAGGCUGACCGUGACGAAAGAGGAGCUGUACAAGAUGCUGGCACACGAGGACUUGCGGAAUGCAGCUGUCUUGAUAUUUGCCAACAAGCAGGAUGUGAAGAAUUCAAUGACAGCCUUGGAGAUCUCCAGUUUCUUAAUGCUCAGCUCCAUCAAGGACCACCCAUGGCACAUCCAAGGCUGCUGCGCCCUUACAGGGGAAGGCCUGCCAGCUGGCUUGGAGUGGAUGAAGUCUCAAGUGGCGGCAAAUUGAUGCAUCUGGCCAGAGACAUGACGGAACAGUACAGAACUCUCAAGCAUCUUAUUUUUUUUAUACAUGUGAGACUUAGCCAGGACUUUCCUUUUAAGCCUGCCGAAACCAGGCUUGGAUACGGAUAAAGUCAUGUAGAUCACAGGUUCGUAGGGGAGACAGCCUCUCUCCUGAACCUCUCUCUAAGGAGUCUCUUCUGCAGAGGAAGUAUGGGGAUCUGCCUUGGAUCUUGAAGGUCUCUUACAUUCCAGAGCGGAUGCAGGAUCCAUAUCUGCAGAGGGGAGGGGGAUCUCCUCCAGUCUGUUUCCAAGAGGAUUGGUUGGAGGUCACCUCUGAAGAAGAGAUCUCUGGUUGAAAUCGAGGUGCAUGGCAGGGACAGAGCUGGGGACUUUUGCCCUGUUCUUUAAUGCAGCCUUAGAGUCUACAUGCAGAUUUUAAGGGUUCUGUGAAAGGAAGUGCAUCUCCUCUGCUUUUCCUCCAGAUCCUGGUAAAUGGAAAAUGCCUUACCUCUUCAGAGAUGGGGUGGCAGAAGGAGAGGGGAAAGGCAGGACUUUGAACCCAGCACCACUAUGCUCUGCCAUGGCUAUGCUCUGCACUUAAGCAGUACUUGUCUCCAAGACGUUGACAGUGUUUGGGAUUUGCUGCCUUGCUGCUGGUGGCCUCUUGAAGACUUCAGGCUGAUUCCUUGAACAGUGCACACCGGAUGUUCCUAACUUGGUGCUUUCCCUCAGCCCAUUUAAUCAAGGGCCAGACAGUCUUGUGUACUUUAGCAUGCAAGCAGGAAAGGGUGGGCUCAGCUGCUUUUGCUUGCCUGCCUUGAUUCCUGAACUUGGUACAAUAACCAGGAUCUGGUCUGAGGCUGAAGAAACUGCAUGGAGGGGGAUGGGGAGAUGAACAAGGCUUGGGAAAAGCUGUCUAUGGGGAGCUCUGUUACUGUGAAACCAUUUCUGACCCACAAGGAGCAGAUGUUCCCUGUGGCAAUGGUCCAUUCUGUUCUGUUACAUCAUCAGCUGAGAGAACAAUACUGGAUCAGCAUGUUCUGGGACUGGGAUCCAGCGCCCAAUCCAGACUCCAGCAUAUUCAAGUGUGAACUCAGCAGUUCAGUCUCAUCUGGAUUCAGUUUCACUUUAGAGGCAGCACAGGGCUGGUGGUUAGGAUGGCCAGGGUGCCUGGUUCUACGGAUGAGUACUGAAGGGAAAACGCACAGCCCUUUUGUACCUCAGUUUUUUCUCUUGGCAAGUGCCUGCCUCUGUAGAGUGACCUGCAGUUUGUGGGUGAAGAAAACUGUAUAAGCACAGAGUAUUGCAAGAGUUCACUGCAAGGGGGAGUCCAUUCUUUUUCAACUGGGGUGACAUCAGGCCUGGCCCAAAACAAAGGCAUCCAUGGAUUCCAGUGAGCAUUGGAUCUAGCCCCAUAAUGAAGCCUUUCAAUUAAGUGCUUUUAAUGACCUAUGCCUGUCCUGUGAAUUUGCACAAACCCCUUCACAGAGGCCUAGCCCUCUUAUUGCAGCCUCCCACCUUGGCAUCUAGUGGGGCUUUUUAGUGUUUCCAAGAUGAUGUUUAAAUCCCCCACUCUGUAUUUUUAUAACAUUUGUAUUUUAUACCUGAUUAAAUCUGCCCUUAUUUAAUUUUUGGAAAAA